AUGGCCAUCGACCACGAGUCGCCCUUCAAGGAGCUCCGCCUCAAGAACAGGAGGAUCAUGGGAGGCGGCGCCCCUGAGCCGGACGAAGAGGAGGCGGAGCCGCAGGUGGCGGCGGCGGCGGCGGAGGAGCAGUGGCCGCAGUGGCUGCGCCCGCUGCUGUCCGCGCGCUUCUUCGCGCAAUGCAAGACGCACACCGAGUCGCACCGGAGCGGCGAGUGCAACAUGUUCUGCCUCGACUGCGCCGCCGGGGCCGCCGCCGGGGCGGCGGCGCUGUGCUCGCUGUGCCUCGCGCACGCGCACCGCGGCCACCACACCAUCCAGAUCCGCCGCUCCUCCUACCACGACGUCAUCCGGGUGUCGGACAUCCAGCGCUUCAUGGACAUCGCCGGCGUGCAGACCUACGUCAUCAACAGCGCGCGCGUCGUCUUCCUCAACGAGCGCCCCCAGCAGAAGCAGCCCGGCAAGGGCGGCGGCGGCGCCGGCAGCGCCAACCUCUGCAAGGUCGCCGGCUGCUCCUCCGACGGGGGCGGCAACGACAAGGCGAGGGUGAUGCGGGCCAACAGGCCCGGCCGCGCCAAGGGCUCGUCGGACACCGAGGCGGCUUCCUCCUCCUCUCCUCUGCGCAAUGCCGCCAGACAGAGCUUCACGCCGUCCACGCCGCCGCCGCCGCCGCCUCCAGCGGCCAAGCGGCGCAAGGGCAUCCCGCACCGCGCGCCGUUCGGGAACCUCAUCAUCGACUACUAG
Messenger RNA from Triticum turgidum subsp. durum (durum wheat), 744 nucleotides. The record is from the annotation of a GenBank genome assembly. Lineage: Eukaryota; Viridiplantae; Streptophyta; Magnoliopsida; Poales; Poaceae.